Molecule: messenger RNA, 1034 nt
Organism: Toxorhynchites rutilus septentrionalis
Lineage: Eukaryota; Metazoa; Arthropoda; Insecta; Diptera; Culicidae
Product: transcription factor BTF3 homolog 4-like
Exons: 2
Coding region: 116-586 (156 amino acids)
Cellular component (GO): cytosol; nascent polypeptide-associated complex
Source: RefSeq, a predicted model, not a curated record
UGAAAAUACUCGUAUAACGAACCCUGAUCGGUGCUUGUAGCGCACUCUAGCAAAUUCGAUCUCUUUGAUAGAAAUUUGUCAGAAUUUUCACAUUGAAAAUCAUCCCCCAAUCACAAUGAAUGCUGAAAAAUUGAAGAAAUUGCAGGCGGAGGUUCGUAUUGGUGGCAAGGGAAUGCCUCGCCGCAAGAAGAAGAUUGUGCACACAAACUCCGCCGUCGACGACAAGAAGUUGCAGCUGUCGCUGAAAAAACUUGGCGUGAAUACCAUUCCUGGAAUUGAGGAAGUUAAUAUGAUUAAAAAUGACGGCACGGUUAUCCAUUUCAACAAUCCGAAAACACAGGCUUCGCUCGCCACCAAUACAUUCGCCAUCACUGGACACAGCGAGACUAAGCAAAUUACGGACAUGUUGCCAAGUAUCAUCUCCCAGCUGGGACCGGAAGGACUCAACCAACUUAAGAAGUUGGCUAGUGCCGCAGUGGCAGAGGAUGAUGACGAUGUUCCAGAGUUGACUGAAAACUUUGAGGAGGCCUCCAAGAAGGAGGUAGAGAAUAUAACGCAGAAGGUGCAGGAGAUUCCGGUUUCAUAAACUGACGCAUCGUACUCUUCAGCUGUGCGUAUCCGCUCUGUUUGAACAUUAGUCGCUCCUUCCCUUACCCCCCAUUCAAUCGAGAAUGUGUUUCCUGGUGUACUGGUUCAGCAUUGAAGUUCUGGUGGAUAACACAUCUCUAGUAAAAUCAUCAGCACCAAAAUAGCAUUUUCAUGAUAAAAUAUUUUCAUUUUGUUUGUGCCUCGUACGAUUACAAAACAAAGUCAUCAGAUGUAUUUUCCUUCAGCUAAACGCAGUUCCAUUCUCGUCGCCGGAAUGAAAAAAAUAAUUUGCUACACUAUGACUUGUAAAUAACAGUGAAAGUUGAAGAACACGCAAAAAAAAUAAAAAUUGAUUAAAUUAACUGCAAAUAGCGAACAACUUCGUUGUGAACAACUUUUAAUAAACAAAAAUGAAUAAAGAGUAGAUUUAAGGAAUCAAACAUAAA